AUGGAGCCUUCUCCAAGACAUGAUCCGGUCGUAGCGAGACAAGACCAUGCAAGUCGGAGCGGGCAGGGUGGUACUUUGCAUAUCUCCUCGUACCUCACUCCGGCCGGAACGCUCGCUGGGAAGGCUCGGAACCUGGGCCGGCAUGAUGGGGAGGUGGCAUCCGCGUGGAAAAGCGGGACCUUUGGCGUCUGGGCGAUCAAACAGGCAUGUUUUGUCAUGAUGCAUGCGGUGGGCCGCGGAAAAUGGGCGAUGAGGUAUGUAGUGGUUUCGGGCAGUAGUUUCGCCACGACAAGGAAGGGGAAGGGAGGAAAGUUGGAGGACACAGGAGAGAGGGACUUGGAGGUCGUGUUUGUGUGA
Pseudogymnoascus destructans is the source of this 357-nucleotide messenger RNA. RefSeq lists its product as uncharacterized. The transcript has a single exon. The coding region runs from base 1 to 357 and encodes 118 amino acids. The record is from RefSeq and is a predicted model, not a curated record. NCBI's taxonomy places the organism in Eukaryota, Fungi, Ascomycota, Leotiomycetes, Thelebolales, Thelebolaceae.